Messenger RNA from Micropterus dolomieu (smallmouth bass), 4564 nucleotides. It is a transcript of the gene gpr161b, whose product is annotated as G protein-coupled receptor 161a. The transcript is spliced from 6 exons. Bases 578 to 2155 code for a protein of 525 amino acids. Gene Ontology annotation, biological process: G protein-coupled receptor signaling pathway. Gene Ontology annotation, molecular function: G protein-coupled receptor activity. The record is from RefSeq and is a predicted model, not a curated record. Lineage: Eukaryota; Metazoa; Chordata; Actinopteri; Centrarchiformes; Centrarchidae. Gene Ontology annotation, cellular component: membrane; recycling endosome.
AACAUCGGCAGCCCGUUAUUAAAGAAAAUACACGUGCGCUCAUUGACAGAGUUUGUGUAAACAUAAACACAAACGUCUACACGACCUAUAUGUUGCCCCCAAACCAGAAAAAGCUGAUUUUAAGGACCACAGCACUUGCAGCGUUAUGGUGAUUUAAAAAAAGCACAUAAUUUAUAUGCAUUAGCGCAAUAAGCCACACACACUAACCACUGAGAAAUCACGUCAGCUGCUGCUACAAUGGCGAUAUGAAAACAAGGCAAUUCUCUGUGGCGACCACCCACACGCACUGAGGGAGUCAGCUAGGAGAGAGGGAGUUGAAACUGGGGUGGGAGGAGGACGCCAUUGCAGCUGGCCGUUUGUGAUUCGGCUGAGGAGGGACAAACGUUAAACUUAACAAUGUCGAGGGGGCUUUCAGGGAUUUUUUCAGGCUCAACCCCCAGUGACUGGAUUAUAGUGUGAAAACGGACAAGUAGGAUGGACUGUUUUUGUUUGUGGAGGAGAAAAUGUGGAGCGACACCGCGGAACCGAAGCAGUUUCCUACCAUUCCCUCACCUGUCUGGUGGCCCAGUCUCUCACCAUGAACACCAGUAGGAACUGCACCACGGCAGCAAAUGGUGGGGGUCUGGCUGCUUUGGAGUCAGUCUCCAUCGUGACCAUCACACUCCUCGCCUGCCUGGGGAACUUCCUGAUUGUGGUAACCCUGUAUCGCAGGCCUUACCUGCUCACACCCAGCAACAAGUUUGUGUUCAGCCUGACCCUCUCCAACCUGCUGCUGUCCAUGCUGGUGCUGCCGUUUGUGGCCGUGAGCUCGGCAAAGAGAGAGUGGGUGUUUGGGGUGGUGUGGUGUAACUUCACUGCCUUGCUCUACCUGCUGAUCAGCUCUGCCAGCAUGCUCACCCUCGGCGCUAUUGCCAUUGACAGGUACUACGCAGUGCUUUACCCGAUGAUCUACCCCAUGAAGAUCACAGGAAACCGGGCAGUUGUCGUCAUCACCUAUGUGUGGUUACACUCUCUGGUGGGCUGUGUGCCUCCUCUGUUCGGCUGGUCCACCUUCGAGUUCGACUGCUUCAAGUGGACCUGUGUCGCGUCUUGGCACAGAGAGCCGAGCUACACUGCCUUCUGGGUCACUUGGUGCACCCUUCCCCCUUUUUUCAUCAUGUUUGCCUGUUAUGGUGUCAUUUUCCGAGUAGCCCGCAUGAAAGCCCGGAAAGUACACUGUGGGACAAUUGUUGUGGCCCAGGACGACUCCACUGGAGCUCAGAGGAAUGGACGGAAAAACUCAAGCACCUCAACUUCCUCUAAUGGCAGCCGGCGGAGCCUUGUGUAUGCAGGUAGUCAGUGCAAGGCCUUUGUCACCAUCUUAGUGGUGAUCGGCACCUUUCUCGUGACCUGGGGGCCGUAUGUCGGGGUGGUGUGUACCGAGGCUUUGUGGGGAAAAGGGAGUGUGUCUCAUGGACUGGAGACUUUGGUAGCUUGGCUGUCUUUCUGCAGUGCGGUGUGCCACCCACUCAUCUAUGGUCUGUGGAAUAAAACGGUGAGGAAGGAGCUGCUGGGGAUGUGUUUUGGAGAUCGCUACUACAGAGAGUCAUUCGCCACUCGGCAAAGGACAUCCCGCCUCUUCAGCAUCUCCAACAGAAUCACAGACUUAGGUAUGUCCCCACACCUGACAGCCAUGCUGGCCGGCGGAGGUCAUCUGCUGGCUCCAGGAAGCAGCACAGGAGAUACUGGCUUCAGUUUCACUCAGGACUCAUGCACAGACGUGAUGCUGCUGGAUAACUUCUCCACAGAUGGCUCCUCCCACCCACAGCAUCAUGGGAAUCCGUCCGGGAAGAGGAGGAGCUCGGUCACCUUUGAAGAUCAGGUGGAGCAUGCCAAAGGUGAACACACGAACACAUCCUCGGUUCAAGUCCACGCAGAGGUACACAAAUCUCUCGACACCUUUGCCUCCUGCCUGGCCAAAGCUAUAGAGAGUGACGCUAAGCUCACCCUGUUUGGGGAGGAUCUGGGUCUGCCGGGUGGACUGUUUAUGACCAGGGCAACGCCAAGACCCAGAUACCUGGACGGUCAGAGACUGAGGCUGGAAAGUAUCGAUGAAGGGAUCGUCAAAGAUGACCGAGAGGAAGAAGAGCAGGAUGUGGAGGAAAAACCAGCCUGAGCACAGCUGGGCUGCUCGUUUGUUGGACAUGCUUAUAGGCCGAAAACUCAGUUUAUUAGUGGACUGCAAGGGUUUCACACCCUUUCAGAGUGGUGCUCCUCACGGUCUGUGGUGCAGUUUAUGAGGUCUGAUCUGUACACAUGGGCACUCCAUACUACAGGAAAACAGGAAAAGGCACAUUAUUCAUUCCACUAUGUUGGACCAAGUGUCAGUGUCUUUGCAAGCUUUUGUAUGAAUUUUUGUAAUCAAGUAGGAACCUUAACUACUGUAACCUAAAUGAUCUGAUUGUAGUAGGAAUUUGUUUAUUGCUAUAUAUUAUUGCAUGUCCUCUGGGCAGUAAAAAAAGAAAUGCCGUCGUUUCUAUCUUCCAAAAGACUCGUAACACUGUUGUCAAUCACUUUAAAAUUCCUUCAUUACAUUAAGAACGUACGUUUCAAACUCAAAUUCUCCCUUUUUCAGGACAGAGACAAAGAGCCAGUUUGUGCUUGUUCUGCACACCGAUGGUCCACAUACACAGGUGUUUCCUCUUAUGCCUGAUUAGAUAGACCUCUUUGUGGACUGUGUGUACAAACUGAACUUUAUUGACACUGUUAGCUUUGUUGCAACCGUUUGGGACAACUUGUACCUUUUAUCAGUCUUAUUGAUACAUGGUGACCUCACAUUAUUUCCCAACAUAGCCCCACCCACCUUCAGCCUGAUGUUGCAUUCCCAUCAUAUGGGAUGGAUGAGAAAGAUUCCCAUGUUUUAUUUUUUAUUGACAAUAUAACACCAUGUCGGUUGCAUUGUUUUAAUUUCCUUGAAUGACAGACUUCGGCUUAUGUGAGGUGCCUGUAUUUGUGUUUCAGAUACUGUAGUAUUAAGUGCAAAGUCAGAAAAAUCUCUGUCAUAAUUACGACUGGGAUGUUGAUGUGAACAAGUUGGACCCUGUUAAAUAUGACAACUUUAAAAUGACAUGAAGGAGAGGUCUGAUCAGCCAGAAUUAGUGAAAACACCUGUGCAGGUGCGCAAAAGACAUUUUAAAAGGAGCAGAUAACAGAGUUGUGAGUCCUUGGGGUGACAGAAUUCAGUUUGGACUUUGGCAUGUGGAAAAGAUUUGUUGUUUUCACAGAGAUUGUUUAAAGGAGUUACAGUAAGCAGAAGUCCUUCUUUUGAAAUUGACUGUAAAUCGGUUUUACAUUUACAUAUAUUCACAAUCUUUCUGAAAAAUGUAGACGGAGGAAGAACACCUUUUUCACAGGAGACAUUUUGACAUGUCACCGUAGGAAAAAUCACAGAUAUAAAUAGUAAAAUGAAUGAUGGUUGAAUUCCAUUUAGCUGCUUCAGUUUCAAGGUCCUGGUUUUGUGCAUGCCAGCUCACUGUCCUGGCACACUGGGACACUUGAGGUUAAUAGUAGCACCUGCACUUCUCCUACUAUGACAAGUCAAGAUGUGUGCUGUGAAAAUGAUUUAUUUAUUUUACUCAAUUUCUUACAGGUAACAAUGUAUCUGUGUUUAUUAGCUCUGCAGUACACUGAUGCCAUGUCCAAGGGUUAUUUUUGAAUGAUACCCCAGUGCACGCUGGGAUAACAUCUCAACCAUGACCCUCAAUAGGAAUUAAUUGAUCUAGGAAAUCAAUUUCAAAAUUGUACAUCAUAAUUUAUGAUAAGGUCUCAAAAUGAUUUUAGUAUAUUACAGGAUGUGUAUGAGAGCGUCGUCGUCUGUUGGCCAACAUUUGUACUAUUGAUAAUGUGAUGUGUUCCUUAUUGUGUAUGAGAAACAAGGACAGUCCUGAUAUUUCAUGAUUACCUGCAAAAGUAGUUGCACUUGAACACCUGUUCUCAUAGAAACCACUUUCAUUGUCAGAUUAUUACUGUUUGGUAUAAUGACCAAAGUAAAGCAGUAGAUUAGCAGUGAGGUACUGAGUAUCAAUCAAAUGAUGAAGUUCAAAUUAGGUCAUUUGGAGACUGACUUAUCAGUAUUUCAAGAUUGCUAUAUUAAUUAAAAUUCAUCAACAAGUGUCCGCAUGUCAUAAUAUUGCAUAUUAGUGCAACACGAUCAAGUCAGAAAUAAAUGACUGUAUGUUGCUAUAUUGAUCAUUGGAAGUUAACUUAGGUGUCGAAUUACAGGACAAUUUCUGUCUUAAGGAAAAACUUUACCUACAACACUGUGUCUUAGAAAAAUAUUCAUUGGUACAUGUGGUUUACCUCAGUUUAUACACUCCACCGCUCCCUUUAAGGAACUCAGAGGACUUGUAAAAAGUAGAGCACAAUUCUGUUGCUUCAGUCUUACCUCGUACCUUCAUAUUGUGAUUGAAUGGUACUACAGCUGAAAAGUGAUGUAAUCUUUGGAUUUAAAGUAAAUAUUAAUACAAAUAUUUGCAUCUAAGUUUUGUAUCAAGAUUCUCCUAUUAAAACUUUUUUAUUUCAUAAA